Molecule: messenger RNA, 3327 nt
Organism: Anthonomus grandis grandis
Lineage: Eukaryota; Metazoa; Arthropoda; Insecta; Coleoptera; Curculionidae
Product: WD repeat-containing protein on Y chromosome-like
Exons: 1
Coding region: 49-3258 (1069 amino acids)
Molecular function (GO): protein binding
Source: RefSeq, a predicted model, not a curated record
GUCAUUUCAUUUGUCAAAAUAAACUGCGGUUUUCUUUUAAAUAUAAAAAUGACCGAAAACCAAAAUAUCUCGAAACCAGCAACGCAACCGGAAAAACCUAAACGAUAUCGACUACCAUUCCGUGAGUUUAGGAAGCCACCAAAAGAUUGUUCGAAAGAGCUUCAUAAGCUUCUCGACGAAACUGAACUGGCACAACUUAAUGAUUUAUUUAACAAAGAAGAUGGAAGAAGAAUGAAUAAAACCCAACUGAAAGAAGUCUUAGCGAAAGUCGCUAGAAUUGACUUCCCGCCAGAACGCUUUGAAGUUGAAUUUUUAAAAAUGAAUGCAUCCUGUAAUGGUAUGGUGACAUGGGACGAAUUUAUAUCCUAUUUAAUUCUUGGAUUUGAACUACAAGAAGUAAGCACUGAAUACAAAACUUUGGCAGCUCCUAUACCUCUUGGUCCAUCGCUAGUAAAAAGUAACCAUAGACACACUAUUAACCGCAUCACGUUUUAUCCGACGGUCAAGCCUGAUAGAACAUGGUCAUGGCAUGACGGCAGUAUAAUGACUUGUAGCCACGACGGGGUAAUUAAUUACUGGACUUUGGAUAUGACUCCGGAGCGACAAGUUCAGUCGACAUGUCCUGAAUUAAAAAUUCAGUCAACUUGGGUUACUGAUUUUGCUGUUUUGCCAGACGUUAGCGUAAUAUGUACUUCCUCAAGUGAAAGAGAUAUACGGUUUUAUGAUACGUCUGCAAGAAAAUUUGAACUUCGUGUAAUGAUCACAACUCUAGAAUAUGCAGUAUAUACAAUGCAUUACAAAUUCUACGAAGAUCCCAAUACAGAAUCGAAAUUAAUUCUUGGCGAUAUGGGUGGAGGGGUAACCGUACUUUAUAUAAAUACGUUUGCUAGAGGACCGUUUAGAUCUCAGCCUGGAAUACCAUUAUUACAUGUAAGGUGGUCAGCGAUUGUUAAAGGAUUAGUUCCACAUUUUAGAGCAGCAUCGUACCCGAAUCUACAUACAGAUUACGUCCGUCAGGUUUCAUUUUGCUCCAUCCUUCAUAGUGCUGUUUCAUGUUCCCAAUGCCCACAAGCGGGUCUUUUAAUGACUGAUGUAACAGACAGCAAAAAUGUCUAUACUUACAAAGUUACUGCUGGUGUGUGGUGCUUUGCCUUAGAGGAAACAACACAUAUUGUUGCCACAGGAAGUCCAGAUUGUUUAAUUAGACUUUGGAAUCCAUUUGUACCACAUCGACCUACUUGCCUAUUCUAUGGGCAUCAUACCGGUAUUGUCCAGCUGGUAUUCCAAGAUAAUGGAAAAAUGUUAUAUAGCUUAUCAAAAGAUAAAUCCAUCAAGGUUUGGGAUAUUGCUGUACAGACAUGUUUACAAACAUACCUAGAAUUACCCCAAGAACUAGGCGAAAGAAGUGAGUUAACCGCCUUAUAUAAUCCCGAAUCUAGACAAUGGAUUAUUGCAAGUGGUAUGAUAGCAGUUAUACCAUUGAGUCCAAAACAAAGUAGUGAGCAUACUGAUGGGAAUACUCAUUCUAGUGCGGUUUCUGUAGUGCUGUACAAUAAGCUGUUUAAAGUAAUUGUUACAUGUGGGUUGGAUAGUUAUAUUAUAGUGUGGAACCCAUGGGAUGGAAGAAGGUUGCUAGUAAUUAAAGAAGGUCAUACUAGAAUGUUACAUGGUGAAAUUAUGAGCGUUGAAAUAACUGCUGCCACCUUUGACCCAGGAUAUCAACGGCUUCUUACAGGAGCCCACGACGGUACUCUUAAAAUUUGGAACUUUAAUACAGGGACCUGCUUACGAAAUAUGAACAUUGAAACCUGGUGUGAAGUUCAGAGCGUAAUUUGGGUUAACAACAGAAUAUUAGCGAUGGGGUGGAAUAAAAGAGUAACCGAGUUUGCGGAUACCGGUGAGGCAGUAGGUCCAGAAGGAGCAUUUAGUAAAAAUUGGGAUUUACGGCAUUCUGAGGAUAUUAGCGCAGCAGCAGUGAGAGUUCCUGAAUCAUUGGCAACUACCUCUUAUGUGGGAGAGCUACUUCUUUGGCGUCUCGAAACAGGACAACCAUAUAAAAAAUUUAUUGUGUCUAACCCCACUGAACGGAUUAAAAUUCACUUCACUGUAGAGAAAAAUAAAGACAAGCAUUCAGAUAGCUUUUCAUUUGGUAAAUAUGCUAAUCGUUUGUCAAUGGUGUGCAAGCAAAGUAUUGCAUCUCAGAGUUCCAAACGAGUUACUUUACUUCCGCCACAGGAAAAAACAUUAAGCGGACCAAAAGUCAUGGGUCGCAAAGGAAGAAUGUCUAUGAUCCAAAUGCCCGAAGAAUGUUUCAAUUUACGGAGACUUGCCGUUCACUGUAUGCUAUUUUUAUCUGCAAGAAAAACUGAACCUGAAGUGGGAACCUUAUUAGUUUCCUUGGAAAAUGGCGUAAUUCAAGUUUGGAAUCAUCAUGUCUCAGGAGGAUUUAUCACGUCAUUUAAUGCAGUACAUAAGGCUGGUGAUUAUGUCAUCGCUAUGACUACAGAUGUUAAUAAUGAAUUUUUGUUUACUGGGACGACUGCCGGCUACAUUAAAACUUGGCUUAUGAAGAACUACUGCAUGUUACCCGAAAACCAGGAGCAUAUUUGCUUGCCAAAGUACAGACUAAUGUUUCCGUUUAUGUGGGGCGACAGGUUUAUCGGAAGAGCUAGCAGAAUGGUCGCGAAUCAACCUUUUCCAAUAUUAUUGAAUAGCUAUAAAGGCCAUUUUAUGCCGGUAUCUGGAUUGACUUAUCUUGAAGAUAGUAGAAUUUUAAUAAGCUGCAGCGCAGACUUUAGUACCAGAAUGUGGACGCUGGCUGGUCGUUAUUUACAAACCAUUGGAACUUUUAAGCCUUGGAAGCCUAUUCCCCAGGAUGGCAACCUCCCCGAUGAUUUUGAAUACACUAUUCCUCCAGAUAUUAAACGAGUUGGAAGCUCCACAACCUUACGGGUUUUAAGCGGUGGUUCAUUUCCAAAACGCCUUACCUUUAAGCAGCUCCAGAAGCAAGCAGAAAAGGAUCUUGUACAUGUCGAUCACAGUAAAAUCUACGGGGCACGUCUUUCGGAUCCAAUUUUAGGUCAUAAUUAUAACGUUUUUGAGCGCCUGAGUACUCCAAAGGAAGUCAAAUUUGAUACCUCGUUCCCAUAUAUACCUGUCUACCAGCACCUAAUUAUGCCUCAACCUAAACCAAUUCAAGUUCCUGAUGUGCCAAUAGAUGUACCGAAUAAUAUAAGGGUGGACGACGAAACAAUCUAAUGAAAUUAUGAUUUCUAUAUUUAUAUUUAAUUUUAAUUAUUGCCUUUAAUAAAUAUUUAAUUGAAAAUA